GAAACCAAAACCGCCCAGUUGGAAUUUAGUGUGAACGUUGAAGAACUACGCAACACAACGGGGACGCAGCUCCCGCGUUGCGUUCCCAAACAAGGCGUCUCUGCGUAAAGACUUUGUGCGUGUUCUGCUUAUAUCGUCCUCUCCAGCUUUCACUUAUCAAAUAGAGAUAUCUCUCUCCAUCCAGCCUUCGUCUCGCCAGCGCUCAUCUUGUCUUCCGUUUCACCAGAGAGAGGGAAGACCAAAAGGGAAAAGAAAAAGAAGAAGAAAGGGAGAGAGUUAUACCAAACAUCAUGGCUGGCAGCAGCGGAGCCACCACCGGGAGUUCUCUGGAGUACACGCCGACGUGGGCGCUCGCAGUGGUUUGCUUCUUCUUCAUAUCGACCUCCCUCGUUCUCGAGCACCUCAUCCAUCUCCUAACCAACUGGCUCAAGAGACACCGGAAGCGUGCCUUGACGGAGGCGGUGGAGAGACUUAAAUCUGAGUUGAUACUGCUAGGGUUCGUAUCGCUGCUCUUAGCGGUGACCCAAGAUUCGAUAUCAAACAUCUGCAUCUCUCCCGAGCUCGCAGACACCAUGCUUCCUUGUAAGAAGCAAUCUUCGACGUCCACCGAAUCGACGGCAAAAUUCCAAGUCGAGCGCUUCUUGGGGGAGAUGGCAUUGUCGGCAGCAUCUGCAAACUUGUCAAUGGCAGUCAACGGAGCUACAUAUCGGAGACUUCUAUGGCUUCCGCAGCGGCAACUGGAGGAUGACGAAAACACAACGACAGCGACAACGACUAACACCACCGAUCCUUGCAGCUCCAAGGACAAGGUGUCAUUGGUGACCCCAGAAGGGAUUCAGCAGCUCCAGAUCUUCAUCUUCGUGUUGGCGGUAAUGCAGAUUGUGUACAGUGUUAUCACCAUGGCUUUGGGCAGAUUAAAGAUGAGGCGUUGGGAAGCUUGGGAAAGAGAAACUCAAACUACCGAGUAUCUGGUCGCCAAUGAUCCAAACAGAUUCAGAUUCACGAGACAAACGACCUUUGGGAGACGGCACAUGACAACGUGUUCAGACACGCCCAUCAAUUUGUGGAUCAAAUGUUUUUUCAGACAGUUCUUCCACUCGGUCGCGAAAGUCGAUUACCUCACCCUCAGACACGGUUUCAUCUCGGCUCACUUAUCGGCUCGCAAUAAUAAUUUCAAUUUCCAAAAGUACAUACAGCGGUCUCUAGAGGAAGACUUCAAGGUUGUGGUCAGCAUCAGCCCCGUGAUGUGGUUCGUGGUCGUCAUAUUCAUGCUCGUGGACGUCCAUGGGUGGAACGUUUAUCUCUGGGUUUCUUACGUCCCGCUCCUGCUGGUGUUGAUCGUUGGGACCAAACUGGAAGUGAUCGUAGCGAGAAUGGCUCUGCAGAUGAAGAACCAGAACAGCGUCAUCAUCGGCGCCCCGCUCGUGAGGCCGAACGACGACCUGUUCUGGUUCGGCUAUCCCAAAUUCGUCCUCACGCUCCUUCACUACACCCUCUUCGUGAAUGCGUUCGAACUCGCGUUCUUCAUAUGGGUCACGAUACUAUUCGGGGUGGGUUCCUGCUAUCAUGAGCACACCGUGAUCAUUGUGACAAGAGUGGUGUUGGCGGUUACAGUUCAAGUGCUUUGUUGCUACAUCACUCUUCCCCUAUAUGCGCUUGUCACGCAGAUGGGUUCGCACUUCAAAGGCAAAGUCCUGGAGGAGCAGUUGGCAAACGUAAUAAAGCAAUGGCAUGCCGAAGUGAGGGAGAGAAGGAACAACAGCCGUAGACUGGAACAAUCCUCCUUGUUUCAAUCCCCUCGGACUUCUCUGUCUCUCGAGUCGACCCCCUCGAGGGCGAGGCCCGCCUCGAAUUUCGACCCUCCACGGUCGUCCUUCGGAGCCGCCACGAGGGCGCCGGACCAAAGCCCUCCCUCCUCGAGCAGUCAUGCAAGAAGAGAGAUCACGGAGGAAGCGUUCAGCGAGGAUUACGAGGCGAGGGUCGAAGAGGGAGGUUCUUCCAGGGGCAUUUAUCGGGCUUCAGAGUUGGAAAUGCCGUCGUUCAGGCAAUAAUAACAUAGGAAAUUUGACUAGAGAAAGGUCGAUAAGCAUUUGCUUUCCUACUGUGCAAAUAAGGAAAACGAUUCGCGUGAAUCGGGCCAACGUAGACAGCAACAUGUUGAUGGAAUCAUCAUGCAUUACGGUCACUAGAGGGAUACAUACAUUGUACAGGAGGAUACACCUCUUCAGAUAUUUCGGCCACCAUGUACUUCGAUUUUAGUAGGAUAAGUUUGCAGUAAGAUAGAGGUCGACGAUUUAUUUUCCUGUCUACCAGGAAUGUGUAACUAAACGACAUACAGAGAAGAUAUGUACACGUGACGCGGUUGAUGUUCA
This is a messenger RNA of Syzygium oleosum, 2372 nucleotides long. RefSeq names its product MLO-like protein 3. The transcript is spliced from 15 exons. The coding region runs from base 291 to 2051 and encodes 586 amino acids. Gene Ontology annotation, biological process: defense response. The record is from RefSeq and is a predicted model, not a curated record. Gene Ontology annotation, cellular component: membrane. NCBI's taxonomy places the organism in Eukaryota, Viridiplantae, Streptophyta, Magnoliopsida, Myrtales, Myrtaceae.